Telopea speciosissima is the source of this 953-nucleotide messenger RNA. RefSeq lists its product as uncharacterized. Bases 25 to 774 code for a protein of 249 amino acids. The transcript is spliced from 6 exons. Lineage: Eukaryota; Viridiplantae; Streptophyta; Magnoliopsida; Proteales; Proteaceae. The record is from RefSeq and is a predicted model, not a curated record.
GGCCACCAAAUGAAGGGAUAAAUUAUGAAUCCUCAGAGUGCAAUAAAUUCUUCUAGCGCCCUUGAGGGGGUUCAUGGAGUGCAUCUGGCAUCUCGUUCACCAUUUGUAGCAGAAGAGAUUCCUCAACAUGGGGAAUUGAAUCAGUCCAUCUCUGAAGGUUCAGCUUUUGGAGCUAAUCAGACACUAUUAAUGCAACGCAUUUGGCAGCAGAGGCCACCAUGCCUGAGGCCUAUCCGCUGUAAUAUUCAAGGUGAUCACAACCUGAUAGAGACAAUUGCUAAUGUGCUCACUUCACUUCCUUUUAUUAUCCUUGGAAUCCAUACCCCAAGGAAGAAUUUGAGUAGUAAACUAUAUGCUAAUUCGUUAAUUGGAGUUGGAGUUGCUUCAAGUUUGUACCAUUCUUCAAGAGGAGAACUGAGGAAGUAUCUAAGAUGGGUCGAUUAUACAAUGAUAGCCACUGCAACAGUUUGUCUUUCAAGUGCACUAAGGAAUGAGAAUCCUAAGUUGUUGACUGCAGCUUCUGCUGUAUUUUUACCUUUCCAGCCUUUAAUGGUUUCAGUUGUUCACACUGGGUUAAUGGAGGUAGCAUUUGCGGAAAGAGCAUUGAAGGAACCAGAUCUGAGAAUGGCCCACAACCUGCAUAAAAUAUCAUCUCUUUUGAGUGGGGUUCUUUUUGUUGCUGAUGAUGUUUUUCCCAGCACACCAUACCUUCAUGCUGCUUGGCAUCUUGCUGCAGCUGUUGGUGUUGGGACAUGUAAUAAACUUCUUGAAUGAUAUUUGAUCUAGACCUUCAGUUAAAAAAAGGUUACCUCAUAUAUUCCCUGAGGUGAUAGUAACGAUCCUGUAAUUCACCAAAUUUGUAUAAAUCCCAAUUUUUUCAGGAAACUUGUCUUGUAAAAAGUUACAAAAUUUUGAAUCUAUUUCUAUCCUAUUAAUCUUGUAGAUCACCUAAA